This is a messenger RNA of Branchiostoma belcheri (Belcher's lancelet), 3196 nucleotides long. Its product is annotated as beta-2 adrenergic receptor-like. The record is from RefSeq and is a predicted model, not a curated record. Bases 384 to 1580 code for a protein of 398 amino acids. Lineage: Eukaryota; Metazoa; Chordata; Leptocardii; Amphioxiformes; Branchiostomatidae. Gene Ontology annotation, biological process: adenylate cyclase-activating adrenergic receptor signaling pathway. Gene Ontology annotation, cellular component: membrane. The transcript has 2 exons. Gene Ontology annotation, molecular function: neuropeptide Y receptor activity.
AAGCUGAAAAGGAUUUUUCCCACAGCCGUCCCAGAAGCACGGUGUACAUGACUAGAUGGUGACGUGAGACCUACACUGCACGUUCUCGCUCCUACCCUGACACACAAAGAGCCGGAACUGCAUGUGGCUGGCUGUGGAGAGCGGAGUGUUGGAUAAAUCAAUGCUGUGCUCCAAGUCAAGUAGCCAUUAUAGUCUCCGGAAUCAAUCAUUUCGCUCCCGCUGACGCUUGCCACGGCAGGGCCGUCGCUCCGUGCUGUACUCUGUUUUCAUUCGUGUAAAGAGAGUUUCGUCUCAGCUCCAUUUAUCUGUAACAGUGCGAAGAAUUAACGGCCACUACACCUAUUCUGAGGCCGACGUCAGCACAAGUGGACCGCGGGAACAACAUGUCGGCGAACACAACGGUCUCCCCCACCCAGACGACCGAUAACUUCACCGCCAACUUCACCGUCAACUCCACCCAGUCGCCCGUCGGGUCCUGUUUCGCCGCCGACCCGUACAGUGUCGGGGUGCAGGCCGUGCUGGGCCUGAUCACGGUGAUUCUCAUCCUCCUGACUGUGAUAGGUAACGUGUUAGUGAUCCUCGCCGUCACUUGCCACCGUAAACUGCGUACCGUCACCAACUUCCUCAUAGUCUCGCUAGCCUGUGCAGACCUCAGCGUCGGGAUCACCGUCUUGCCCUUCGCUGCCACAAACGACAUCCUCGGCUACUGGCCUUUCGGCGGCUACUGUGACGUCUGGGUGUCGUUCGACGUCCUGAACUCCACGGCGAGUAUCCUGAAUCUGGUCGUGAUCGCCUUCGACCGCUUCCUCGCCAUUACAGCCCCGUUUACCUACCACACUCGCAUGACGGAACGGACUGCAGGCAUACUGAUAGCGACGGUGUGGGGGAUCUCCCUGGUCAUGUCCUUCCUGCCCAUCCAGGCGGGCUGGUACAGAGACAACGACUCCGAGGAGGCCCUGGCGAUCUACGCCGACCCGUGCUUAUGUAUCUUCACUGCCAGCACUGCCUACACCAUAGUGUCGUCUCUCAUAUCGUUCUACAUACCUCUGCUCAUCAUGCUGGUGUUCUACGGCAACAUCUUCAAGGCAGCCCGGGACCAGGCCCGUAAGAUAGACGCGCUAGAAGGGCGGAUAGAGCAGGAAAACAACCGCCGUGGCAAGAAAAUAUCGCUAGCAAAGGAGAAAAAGGCGGCAAAGACAUUAGGCAUCAUCAUGGGCGUGUUUAUCCUGUGCUGGUUGCCGUUUUUCGUGGUGAACAUUGUGAACCCGUUCUGUGACAGGUGUGUGCAGCCUGCCGUGUUCAUCGCGCUGACCUGGCUCGGCUGGAUCAACUCCUGCUUCAACCCGAUCAUCUACGCCUUCAACAAGGAGUUCAGGAAGGUGUUUGUGAAGAUGAUCUGUUGUUACACGUGUAGAGGUGUGACGGUGGGGCCGAACCACGCGGACUUGAACUACGAUCCCGUAGCCAUGCGGCUGAAGAAGAAGGGAGAGAAUCCCAACGGGAACGUCAACGGCGACGCCAAUGGCAAAGCCAACGGCACCGCGGACAUAGAGGCCGGGGAAGGAACGUCAAGUUCCUAAGGUAACGCGUUUAGCUUAGACGGGAGGGAGCUGGACUCUCACCGAGACUUUAACUAGCGUUACUAAGAGUUGGGGGGACAUGUUUAAUCCCAAUGCCAAGGUCAUUGUUUUAAAACGGUUGCAUAUAUCAUCAUUAGACGAUAUCGUCAGAGAAUACAUUCUAUACCGAACAGUAUAACACCGACUAGCUCGGCUUGUACCCCCGGACCGGUCCCAGUGACAAACGCAGCUGAUACAUGUAUGGACACAAACACAGCUGGGAACGAUAUCUAAAAGACCUCAAAGCUGUAUUGAACAUUUGUGAAGACAAACGAGUAUCGAGAUUGAUCAUGUAGAAAGAUCACACUGAUAGACUUCAUCACAUCAAGUCUACGAAGAAUCUAUUCUGCACACGCUCAAAGUCAAGAGGACGAAUUCAGCGAUCAAAUGACUCGGAAAAUAUGACUGUACAGUUCUGAAUCUACGUUGGCAUGGCGUGCAUCGAAAUAAACAGCUCUAGUCUUUCGCCCGUGUACCAAGAACACUAGAUCCGUUCCGCCGUACCGACCAUGACAUCCGUACAAGUCAUGACAUCAUUCAGGGAACCACCAGGGAGGAAUUGUUCAGUGUUUUCAAGUAUGGACAGUCACCAUGGUGACGGCAAUACCGUGUAAAUAAUCUACAAGGUAGGACUCAAAGCGACGUAUUUACAGUGAUUGUAACGUCAUGAAGUGUGUAUGUGCUUACAAGCACUUCCAAGAAUCGAUUAAAAAGAUUUAACAUUGUUUAUUUUUACCUCUUAUUUAUCAAACUUUAAUGUGUAAAACUGUUUUGAAGACUCAAAUGUAUGUAUCAUAUAAUCAAUGUGUAACUUUCACCAUUCUAGAGGGUGCUUAUUUACAUAGGGAUUGGAGAGGGUCAGUCACAAGAAAGCUUAUGUGAACAGAAUUGUGGUUUUCAUGAUCAUGUACAAAUCUGCUACAAGUCUGUAAGGAGGAUUGAACCAAUUUGUGCAUGUAUGUAGAUAUCACACACCAAGCAGAUAAUAUGAUAACUGUGGUGGCUGGAGUUUGGUUUGUCCAUGACAAGAGAACAUGGCAAUAAUGAUAUAUUUUCGUCUCUAUGUGGCAACAGGGCAAUGAUGUAUUUUCUGUUUAAUGUAUUAUGUAUUUUCUUCCCAGAGUUAAAUUUUUCUAACCUCUACCUGACUCCAGUAGGUUGGUGGAAAGUGAAAUCGGCCCAUGAUAACACUGAAUAAUAUACCAGUGGAGAUAGCCGUGCACUUUGUCUCCCAACUAAGUCCUCUAGCAUAUCAUUCAGUCUAUUUGACCAAUCCUGUGCAAUUUUCCAUCAAUCCAUUGGAGUCUGGUAGAGACAACAAAUUUCCAGUUAGCUACAGAUAGUCGUCAAAUACAGUACUGACUAUAACAUUUGUCAGGGUGUGCGUGCAAGGUGGAACCUUACAUACAUGUUACUUAUUCAGGCUAUGUCGUCCGUGGAAAUCUUAAACAAAGAUAUUCACAAAAACGUCAAACACGAGAUUCCAUGUCGUUUCUUAACUUAGAAGCUUUUAGCACAAACUGAACUACAGAAAGUGUUGUAAGUUAUCGGUAGGGCCCAUACUCUGUUGUAGUUAC